GGCGCCUCGCGGGUCACCGCAGGGGCUCAGGGUAACGGCGGGUGUGGGAGCCACGCGGGAUCGCUGCGGCGGCGGGCUGAGCUGGAGGACACGGCCGCUUCCCCGCCGCUGGCUGAGCCCGCCACCCUCGCCCAUGAGGACGGGCCCACCAUGUUCUAUGGUACCCACUUCAUCAUGUCUCCGCCCACCAAGAGCAAGCUGAAGCGGCAGGGCCAGCUGCUGUCCAGCGUGCUGUCCCGGACGCUGAGCUACAAGUACCGCGACCUGGACGCCACCUUCACGGGCUUGGGUGCCAGUGAUGACCCCGCGGAGCUCUCCACCCAGCUCUCGGCCCCCGGGGUCUUGAAGGUGUUUGGGGACAGUGUCUGCACGGGCACCCACUACAAGAGCGUCCUGGCCACCGGCACGUCCAGCGCUCGGGAGCUGGUGAGAGAGGCCCUGGAGCGCUACGGCCUGAGCCCCGAGCGCGCCGGCCAGUACGUGCUGUGUGACGCGGUGGGCCGGGCCGGCGGCUCCGGGCGGCAGUGGCAGGCCGAAUGCUUCCGGGUGUUCGGGGACAACGAGAAGCCCCUCUUGAUUCAGGAACUGUGGAAGCCCCGAGAAGGCUUGUCCCGGCGGUUUGAGCUGAGAAAGCGGUCAGACGUGGAGGAGCUGGCAGCCAGGGACGUGGACACCACGACGGCAGGGAUAAACGCUCAAGCCCGGAGGCUGCAGCGGAGCCGCGCCAAGGGAACCCCAGCCCUGGCCUUGGAGGGUGCCCGGGGUCCCCCUGAGCCCCGGCUGCGCCGCUCGGCCAGCGAGACCAGCCUGAGCCCUGCCGCCGCCCAGGAGCCCGGCCCGGACGCCAUGCGCUACUCCCUCUACGAGUCGCCCCAUCUGCUCCUCCUGCAGGGCUACAGCCAGCAGCACGACAGCCUGGUGUACGUGCUCAACCGGGAGCGGCACACGGUGGGCCAGAGGACGCCCUCCAGCAAGCCCAGCAUCAGCCUCUCGGCCCCCGACAUCCUGCCCCUGCACUGCACCCUCCGCCGGCUGCAGCCCUCGGGCCGAGAGCGGCCCCGCGGCCUGCUGGUCCUGGAGCCCAUCCCUGGGGCUCCCGUCGCGGUCAACUUCUCGGAGGUGGGCGGCCAGACGGUGGCGCUGCGCCACGGGGACCUGCUGUCCCUGGGCCUCUACUACCUGCUGCUCUUCAAGGACCCGGCGCAGGCCCAGCCGCUGCCCGCGCAGGCCCUGGCCCGCCUGCGGGCCCUGCCGCACAGCUGCAGGAUGUGCGGGGCCCCGCUGCGGGCCCCGGGCGCCCCCCGGCCCCGGCCGCUGCGCCUGGAGUUCGAGCCCGAGGCGGAGGACGCGCUGCUGCGGCGCAUCAUGACGCUGAUCGAGCCGGGCGGCGACGACCACAAGCUGACGCCCGCCUUCCUGCUCUGCCUGUGCGUCCAGCACGCGGCCACGCGCCUCCCACAGGGCUCCUUCGGGCCACUGCUGCUCAAGAUCGCCCGGAUGAUCCGCGAGACCGUCUGGGAGAAAACCAAAGAGCUAGCGGAGAAGCAGGCGCACCUCCAGGAGCCCCCGUCCCCGGCCAGCUUCAGCCUGGCGGGCCUGCUCCCCGACCUGCGGCACAUCCUGGUGUGGAUGGCCAACGCCAUCGAGCUGCUCUACUUCGUCCAGCAGCAGGGCCCCGUCUACAUGCAGAGCCUGGAGCAGGAGCUGGACGUCACAGGCUCGAAGGAGUCCCUGUUCUCCUGCGCACUGUCGGCCAGCGAGGAGGCCAUGGCGGAGCUGGAGGAGGUGGUGCUGUACGCCUUCCAGCAGUGCGUGUACUACGUCUCCAAGUCCCUGUACGUCUGCCUCCCAGCCCUGCUGGAGUGCCCCCCCUUCCAGACGGAGCCCCGGGAGAGCUGGUGCCCGGCCCCCCAGCUGCCCGAGGAGCUGCGCCGCGUGGUGGCCGUCUACCAGAGCACGCUGGACCUCCUGCAGCAGUCCCAGGUGCACCCCGAGGUCGCCGCGCAGGUGCUGGCCUACCUGUUCUUCUUCUCCAGCACGCUGCUCUUCAACCAGCUGCUGGACAAGGGCCCCUCUCUGAGUUGCUUUCACUGGCCCCGAGGCGUCCAGGCCUGUGCCCGCCUGCAGCAGCUCCUGGAGUGGACCAGAAGCGCCGGCUUCGGGGAGGCCGGGGAGCACUUCUUCCGGAAGCUCUCCUGCACCCUCAACCUGCUGGCCACACCCCGCGCCCAGCUCAUCCAGAUGGGCUGGGCAGACCUGCGGGCCGCGUUCCCCGCCCUGAGCCCCGCGCAGCUGCACCGGCUCCUGACCCAGCAGCAGCUGGCCUCCGCCGUGGGCCCCAUGAGCGCCUGGGAGCCGGCCGCCCAGGACUGCCCCGACGCCUUCCAGUCAGAGGACGUCCUGGAGUCCUACGAGAACCCCCCGCCCAUCGUCUUGCCCAGUGAGGGCUUCCAGGUGGACCUGGAGGCGGGCUGCCCGGACGAGAGCGUCUACCAGCACCUGCUCUACCUGCGCCACUUCCUGUGGGGCCUGCAGAGCAGGCCCAGCCCGGGCGGCGGGGCCUCCCCGCCCCAGGGCCCUGAGGGCCCGCACCACCCUGCCCCGGAGGGGCACCCCGAGGGCCAGAGCUGCCCCCUGGCUCCCCGGGGCCCCGGCAGGGGUGCUCUCGAAGGCGGCCCGGCACACCCUCUCCCCUCGCCCCGGGCUCCGCGGGCACAGGGCCCCCCAGAAAGGCAGCCAGGCCGGGGGAGCCGCGGGGGCCCCCCGCACACGGACUCCUCCUGCCUGCUCACGCCUCCCAGCACCCCGCUCGAGCCCGCGCUCCCCGACUGGCCCCACCCCGGCGGCUCCGGUGGGAAGGCGGCCCUGGACGGGAGGCGGGACGGACCAGGCGGCCUCCGAGGGGCGACGCCGGAAGGAGACCGCGUGGCUUCCGAGGACGAGUUCCCCCCGGCUCCCUCCAGCACCCACGACUUCUGCUCCGUCUUCCUGGUGGAGCUGGAGCGAGGCCCCUCCGGGCUGGGGAUGGGGCUGAUUGACGGGCUGCACACGCCCCUGGGCGCCCCCGGCCUCUACGUCCAGACCCUGCUCCCGGGCAGCCCUGCAGCUGCCGACGGCCAGCUGUCGCUGGGGGACCGCAUCCUGGAGGUGAACGGCAGCAGCCUGGCCGGGGUCAGCUACCUGAGAGCCGUGGACCUGAUCCGCCACGGGGGGAAGAAGAUGCGGUUCCUCGUGGCCAAGUCCGACGCGGAGACCGCCAAGAAGAUCCGCUUCCGCUCGCCCCCGCCCUAGGGGCCCCGCGAGCCGCUCCCGAGGGCUCGGGUGCGCCCCCUUGAGGACACUGGCCGCCCCCACCCUGUGGAUAAUGUACAUCUUAGUGUAUAUUUUAUUUAUACGACAGAUGACACUAAGUUGUGAUGUUUACUACAGAGCUUUUACGUUGGAAAAUUUUAAUGGAGAUGAAUAGGUUCAAUAAACUAUCUUUUGUA
This is a messenger RNA of Phyllostomus hastatus (greater spear-nosed bat), 3488 nucleotides long. It is a transcript of the gene RADIL, whose product is annotated as Rap associating with DIL domain. NCBI's taxonomy places the organism in Eukaryota, Metazoa, Chordata, Mammalia, Chiroptera, Phyllostomidae. The record is from RefSeq and is a predicted model, not a curated record. Gene Ontology annotation, cellular component: microtubule. Bases 151 to 3291 code for a protein of 1046 amino acids. The transcript has 15 exons. Gene Ontology annotation, molecular function: GTPase binding. Gene Ontology annotation, biological process: signal transduction; neural crest cell migration; substrate adhesion-dependent cell spreading.